Messenger RNA from Chlamydomonas reinhardtii, 3192 nucleotides. RefSeq lists its product as uncharacterized. NCBI's taxonomy places the organism in Eukaryota, Viridiplantae, Chlorophyta, Chlorophyceae, Chlamydomonadales, Chlamydomonadaceae. Bases 462 to 1604 code for a protein of 380 amino acids. The transcript is spliced from 9 exons. Gene Ontology annotation, molecular function: RNA binding. The record is from RefSeq and is a predicted model, not a curated record.
CUAAUGAAGCUACUUAUCGCAAUUUAGACGGCCAGCAAGUACACCUGAGGCCGUUGUGCACGGAUUGCGAGCUUCUGCGCGCGUGCAGGAGUGCAAACGCGAUGUUAAUAUAUCAUGUGUCAUCCUGGGUUGUAGCAGGACUGCAUUUGCAUGGCGUGCACCCCUUGCAGGAAGUGCUUCCGGAGCCUGCUGCUGGCCUCGACCCUAUGCAGCCUUGGCAAGUGUAUCCUAAGAGACCAUUCGAUCAGCUGCCUCGACCACAAACGCUGGACCGAACCGCCUCCGCCAUCGGGUGCAUCGUAUUUUGCCCCAUGCGGCGCAAAGCAAUAUAGGCUCGACCAGAACAUUGCCCUGUCCUCAUAGCCUGCCGCCCGAACCAUAUCUUUCAGGGCAGUGCGGAUGAAGCUGUGAAUAAGAGCAGCGCAGUAUCAGGCUCCGAAGCGGGCAUUAGUCCCUGAAUCAUGGCCGAGGUCGACUCUCCGCCCGGGAGCCGCCUGUUCAUCGUCUGUGGCAAGAAUGUCGAGGCUGAGACGCUGCAGGUUGCUUUCCGCCCUUUCGGCAAUGUCCAGAACGUGAAGGUCAUCCGCGAGAAGGGAGUUGCGUAUGUGAAGUAUGACAAGGCUUCCUCUGCUGCCCUGGCGAUGGAGAACCUUAACGGGGCUGUGCUGAACAACGGCCGGGGCCCGAAGCUCAAGGUGCUGCUGGCGGAGGCCCCGAACACCUCGCGGGGCAUGCACCCUCCGAGGCCCGCCGAGCAGGAGAUUAGCUCGGACCCGGACAACAUUCCGCCGCGUUCGCGUCUGUUCAUCGUUGUGCCCAAGCAGGCCGAGCCGCAGCAGAUCAACGACGCUAUCGCCAUCUAUGAUGGCCUGGAGUACUGCAAGACGGACCUGGUCGCGGCCAAGGGUGUCGUCUUCUGCAAGUUCACCAAGGCGUCGUUCGCGCUGCGCGCACUGGAGGAUGUAACCGGGCGUGGCACGGUUGGCCCCUACAAGGUCAAGUGCAUGCUGGCGGAGCCGAAGACCAAGCGCGGCCGCGGCGACGGCUCGCCCCAGGAUAUGUUUUCGCCGCUGACCCAGGCGACAAAGCUGGACUACGGCAUCAACCACCACCUGCCCCCGGACGCCUCGCACAUGGGGCCUCUGGAUCUGCCGAUGGGCCACGCCGGAGCCUGCGUUGAGAGGCAGCAGCAGGAAGGGCGGGAAAUGCCGGGCGCCAGCUACCGGCUGGUCCAGGAGCUGUUGGUGCGCCUCAGCUGCAGCGCCGAGCCCACACUGGAGCCGCUGCGGGCCUCAGCCAUCGGCCUCUACGCCACCGCCGCAUCCGCCUCCGCCCCGGCCUCCGCCGCUGCCACAGCGGUCCGCGGGGAGGGCGCCGCUGCGCAGCCGCCGGCGGCGCCGGCCGCCGCCGGCGCGGCGUUGGGCGGUGUGCCGCGGGCGGUGCCGGACUUGGGGCCUCUGGGUGAGUUCCUGCUGGGGCGCUGGCGCGAGGAGGAGGCGCACGAGGUGGCGCUGCUGGCGCGGAGCCAGACCGCAGGGGCGGCGGCCGCGGCGGGGCUGGGCAUGGGCGCGCCGUCUGGGACUGGCGGCAGCGUACGGCGGUGACAGUGGCAGCGGCAGCGGUCGUGAUGACGAUGGUGCAGGAGCUCUGUAGCGGCUUUGGACUACUAGCCUGCGCCUGCGGGAGCUGCGGCGGGAAGACGAGCAGGGCCGGCGGGUUGUGUGGAGCGAAGGGGCGCGCGUGCAGGUCUGAAUGUGAAUUUUGUAUGCGGGAUGAGGACCGAAACGGCGACCCCGGCACGGCUGUGUGGUGCAGCAGCCGUAGGCGUGGAAGCGGGGGCGUGAGUGCAGAGGCCAUCCGCGGCGGAGCCAUGCCUUCUUUAUUGAUUACAUAUGAUCACACCCAGGCAGUGGGCCGGCAGCAGUGUGUGCAAGGUGGGCCCAUUGCGUCCCCAUUGCCGCUCUGCGCCGGCCUCAAACACAAACGGAGAUGAUGCGUUGUUCCGGCGCUGGCGCUGUGCUGCGGCGCUGGCAUGGCGUCGCUGUGCAGCUCGCGCGCGGAGGUGCUGGCAGCUGCAGUAGUGGUCUGAAUUACAUUGUAUGCGGCGAUGGCGGAGUGCAGGCAAGGCCGCCCUUCAAGGACUUGCGCGAUUCGCGGUGGCAGUGCUCGGUGGCCGGGUAUUAAGAAGGAUGGGCCGCGCGGGCUACAUAGUUGGGUCAACAGCGGCAGACGAGAUGGCUGGGCCUAGCCGGCCUGACGGUGACUUGCUGACUUGGUGCGGGUGAGGCCGAGGCCGCCGCGGUUGGUGGACGUAAUGGCUCAGUCGGGGCAGGAGCCGCCGCAGGGCACGCAGCUGGGACUAGGGCGGCGGCGGCAGCCGUAGUGUGAAUGGACGUGACCGUGUGUCAGGGACUGAUCUUUAGUGUGUUGCAACGGAGCGCGUCUGAGCUGAGAUUUAGGAGACGGCAUAAGCAUUUAGAGAUCACUGGCUUUGCCUUCACGCUUUUUUGCGCGCUUAAUAGUCGCGAAUUAGCUGCAUGGUGGCCUAGCGGCAUGAAGGUACACUUUGUAAGAUGGCCUGCGUAUCGAUAGUGCAGGGCUCGGCAAUUUUAGCUGCAUCCUGACGCUUCGUGUGUGUGCACUACAUGUGCCCUGCGCUGGUAGCGGACGUGGUGAGAGCAGGCGGCAGCCGGCAGGGGGCUCCUUUUUUGUGCAGCAGUCCGUUGCGGGUCACGCGUGGCGAGUGGCGUACGCGGUCGCCCGACGUAUUCUGCACACCUUCCAUUGCUGGUCGCUCGGCAGGCGGGUGACUGGGACCGCAGCCUUAGGGACAUUCAUAUGGCGCCGGGACUCUUGCGCAUGAUCUCCGUCGCAUGGGCGGUGCAGGCGCCGGUCAGGUGGCUCGUCCAACAUACGUGGAGAGUGACAUUCUACGUUGUUCACAUAACCUGCUGAUAUCAGGUCAGGGUGGCUAGCGUGUGGUUGUGGUGGUGCUGGUGUGUGGCAUGACACGCAGUGCUGGCUGUAGGGAUAUAGGGCGCACGUUAGGGGCACGGCGAACCUGCAUGCGUUGCCGCAACUGCAUUAGGCGCUGUCGCCAAUGCCCAACAUGUAUCGUAUGUAGCAUUUGUGAGUCCUGACCGCCAGCUUGGACCCAAUUCUGCAAUUGGCCCAUCGCGGGGCCCUUCAGAA